GGCAACUAACUGGAAGUGGAAUGAGUUAAGAAACAAUUACUUUUCCCAACACAGUCUGCUAAGAUAUGUAGGCAAGACAUUAGUAUAUACUAUGAUGGAAGUUUUACCUGUUUGCUGGAAAAUGUCUGAAUGCUGUGCUAUUCCAAACAAUCACAGGUAUUCUUAUUCUACGCCAAUCCACUCCUGAGAAAGUUUUGGAGAUUAUUACUACUACAGCUGUGUUGUAUGCUGUGUGUUGCAGUGGUAAUAAAACAUUUUUCCCAUUCUUGUUCUUUUUUUCUUUUUACUCCAAUGCUAUGAUGUAAUGAAAAGUGGGGAAUUAUUUGAAGCCUGUGUAUCAGGAUGAUAUCUGAAGAAGCAUCAUUAUCUGCCCUUGAUCUUUGGCAGCCUUGUUUGUCAACCAGAAACGAAAUAGAGAUAAAGCAUCCCAAAUGCCAGUUCUGAAAAUACAAAGAAAUCAGAUGCACACAACUCUUUCAUACAAAAACUUGAAGAAAAACACCCCUAGGGAGCAUUGUUCAUUAUUUUUAUUUUAACAUGUGUGUAAGAAAUGACUGAUAGCAAAAAACUCUGGGAGAGAGGCUCAUAUAUCCCUGCUUCUUUGGAGUUACUUAACAUAAAUUAUGACAUUAUACAGAAAAGCUGCAAGAGCAAUGCUUUGCAUAACCACUUAUAUAAUUCAUGUGAUUCUUUUGCAAAGAAAGACAAAUGUUUAGAAACUGGAAUUCCUUCUUCACUGGAAAAAGCCAUGUAUGCUGAAAUUCAGUUAAAAAUGGAUGGAUCUCAAGUAGAGUUGAAGCCACUAAGAAGCCAGUCCUCAGUAAAUAAAAGUGAAACGAAGAGCGCUGAUUUCAAUUACGUUAAAGAGACAAACAUCUCAAAAGGUUUGUGUACUUUGCACAACAACUUAAUUUGGAAUGACUGCUUACAGCCAGUAAAGACUUGUAAUGACUGCACCCAUGAUUCCACAGUAUGCACUUGUAAAUUAAUGGAACUACCAACUACCUGUGGGGAUAAAACUGGACAACAGUUGUGCGAUUCCUAUGACACUUCAGUGGAUAACUAUUUGUGUUUGGAAAGAGCAACCCAAAAACUCAAUGUGGCAUGCUUAGGCCACAGUACUUUCCCAGGUGGUAAUUUUACUGGAAGAAUGCCUUCAAAGCCCAUUCUGAGCCAUUUUGAAAACUGUAGUGGAAGCUAUGGAGAAGAGAUGGAGGAAGAUCUUUCUCGAAGUAAAAAAGAGCGCUCCACCUUAUUAUUCAGAAGGUUUUGCAAGAAUGACAAGGAGGUUAAAAAAUCAGUCUAUACUGGGACAAGAGCAAUUGUUAGGACUUUACCUUCUGGGCACAUAGGAGAUGUUGCAUGGAAUUGUGUUGACCGGUGGAGAACACACAACGAGCUAAAGCACUGUAGGAUUAUAUCAGAACAAUUAACACUUCAAGUUUCAAUAAGCCAUGAAUUAAGUUCCUACCUUCUGCAAACUAUAUGGCAUGGGAUCUUCAAGUCAGCAAAAGGAGCAGAAGAUUCUUUUGAAUAUUUCCCCCACCCUCUGAGGGAACCACUAGCACUAUACCAACAUGCAGAUUGCUGGUGCAAUGGCAACAACUCUUGCAUGAAACCAUCUACUCAAAGAGCUCCUAAAUACCGUGCUACUUUACGCAGGACCUCCCUUUCAAAUUUUAUCAGUGGUGCUUUACUAGAAGCAACAACAUCGUUAGGAGCAAGAAGUGGUACAUUAAAUAUCUUAGGAGGAUCAACUGGAAAGACCAUGCUAAAAGAACGACAAUUGAGUUCAUCUAUGGCUGGAUCAAAUGCCCUUACUUCCACUGUAGCUGGUAUCAGUAAAGAGCUUGUAGAACUUCAGCAUCUCAUUCAGUUUCCAGAAGAGAUUGCUAGUAUUCUGACUGAGCAGGAACAGGAUCUCUACAGAAAAGUAUUGCCCAUUGACUACCUCUGCUUCUUAACCAGAGAUUUGGGAAAUGCUGAAUGCCAGAGCAAACUUUCAACUAUUAAAGCUUCAAUUUCAGCAACUUUUCUUUCUGCUCCAAAUGGAGAAUGCAGUGCUGUUGAAGAUCUGGUGACAAGAUUCAAUGAGGUGAGCUCUUGGGUGACGUGGCUGAUUCUGACUGCAGGUUCUAUGGAGGAAAAGCGAGAAGUCUUCUCCUAUGUGGUACAUGUGGCAAAAUGCUGCUGGAACAUGGGCAACUACAAUGCUGUUAUGGAGUUCUUGGCAGGACUCAGGUCAAGAAAAGUUUUAAAAAUGUGGCAAUUCAUGGACCAGUCUGAUAUUGAAAUGAUGCGAAGCUUGAAAGAUGCUAUGGCACAGCAUGAAUCAUCAUCUGAAUAUAGAAAAGUUGUCAACCGAGCUCUGAAUAUCCCAGGCUGUAAAGUUGUUCCUUUCUGUGGUGUAUUUUUAAAAGAACUCUGCGAAGUUUUGGAUGGGGCUGCAAGCCUCAUCAGACUUUGUCCUCAGUAUAACUCUCAGGAUGAAACACUGGAGUUUGUUGCAGAAUACAAUGGGCAAGAUAACUAUUUACAACGGAUAGGUCAAGAUGGCCUACAUAAUACGGAAAAAGAAUCAACGGCUAACUACAUUUUUCAGACUAUUCGCAGCUGUAAUCGCAGCUUGGAAUCAGAAGAUGGAGAAGAUAAUUUUAUUGAAUAUGAAGGUGGAAAUUCCAGAAGAAAUUCUUUGAAGGACAAAAACCAUUAUCCGUUUAUACCUGGAGAGCUGUCAGAUUCUGAAAAUGACAUAUUUGAGCAAUCUAAAGAAUGGGCUACACAGGCAGAUGAGGAGCAGCAGAAAGCUUUCAGUCAUGGAAUAGAGCUCAUUCCCUGGUAUGUGCUGUCAAUCAGAGCUGAUGUCCAUCAGUUCAUGCUGCAAGGUGCAACAGUCAUUCAUUAUGACCAAGAGACACACUUUUCAGCACGCUGUUUCCUUCAGCUUCAGCCUGACAAUAGUACAUUGACAUGGAUGAAACCCACCACUGUUUGUUCUGCAAGUUCUAAAAUGAAACUGAGCAUGCCGGGCAGCACUACUGAACUUGCGAAAUUUCAAUUUCUUGGCAAUACUGGAUUAAAUGGUUUGGUGGAGGGUUGCUUAGAUCUGUUCUCAGCAAAGGCUGUAUAUAUGGGACACUCUGGCAUUGAUAUGCAUGCUGUAUGCGUUCAGAAUAAACUUUGCAAUAUGUCUCUUGAAGAGAAUGGUAUAACACUAUUGUAUGGACUUCAAACUACUGAAAAUAAGUUGCUGCACUUUGUGGCUCCAAAAUAUACCGCAAGAAUGCUAUUUGAUGGAUUGCUGGAAUUAAUGAAUGCUGUAAGAAAGAUGAAGAAAUUCCCUGAUCAGAGGCUGCAGUGGCUGCGAAAACAGUACGUCAGUCUGUAUCAGGAGGAUGGACGGUAUGAAGGCCCAACCUUGGCUCAAGCUGUUGAACUGUUUGGAGGGAGGCGUUGGAGUACAAGAAAUACAAGCCCAGGAAACCUGACAAAAAGUGCAGAGAAGCCAGGUGUGCAGAGAAACAACACUCUGGGAAUCAGCACAGCUAAGAAAAAGAAGAAAGUUCUCAUGAGGGGUGAAAGUGGAGAUGGUACUGAUGAUGAAAUGGCAACUCGAAAAGCAAGACCUUUUAAGGAAAACCGGAGUAGAAGUGGUUCAGACCCUCAAGAUAUUGAUGAGCAAGAAGAAAUAGAACCGAGUCUUCUGGUUACUUUUCCUGGUACCAAUACCCUGCCUUCCAGAAGAACACAAUCCCUAACUACCUCAGUACCACCUAGUGUAACACCUGGGGUCUCUUCACCUGUCAGACCAGUAUCUUCUCCUGUAAUGUCAUCAUCAAUAAAAAGUCAAUCUAGCACAUGGAGUAGCAGUAGCUGGCAUGGAAGAGUUAAAGGGGGAUUGAAAGGCUUCCAAACCUGCAUGGUUUCUGACAGCACCAUGAGUUUUGUUGAAUUUGUAGAGCUCUUCAAGUCUUUCAGUGUUCGAAGCCGCAAGGAUUUGAAGGAACUUUUUGAUGUAUAUGCUGUACCCUGCAAUCGAUUGGGUUCUGAAUCUGCUCCGCUAUAUACCUCUCUUAAGAUUGAUGAGAAUACGAAUGGACUACAGCCUGAUUUAGAUUUACUAACUAGGAACAUAUCAGAUUUGGGUUUGUUCAUUAAGAGCAGGCAGCAGCUAUCGGACAACCAGAGACAAAUAUCUGAUGCUAUUGCUGCCGCAAGCAUUGUUACUAAUGGCACUGGAGUAGAGAGCACAUCUCUGGGGAUAUUUGGAGUGGGCAUCCAGCAACUCAAUGACUUCUUAGUAAAUUGCCAAGGAGAACAUUAUACGUACGAUGAAAUCCUCAGUAUUAUUCAGAAGUUUGAACCCAGCGUCAAUAUGUGCCAGCAGGGAUUAAUGUCAUUUGAAGGAUUUGCACGGUUUUUGAUGGAUAAAGAUAAUUUUGCUUCAAUGAACAAUGAGUCACAAGAAAACAUAGAAGAUCUGCAUUUCCCACUGUCAUAUUAUUACAUUGAGUCUUCACACAAUACUUACCUCACAGGACAUCAGCUUAAAGGAGAAUCCUCAGUAGAACUUUACAGCCAGGUUCUAUUACAAGGCUGUAGAAGCGUGGAAUUAGACUGCUGGGAUGGUGAUGAUGGAAUGCCUGUCAUUUAUCAUGGGCAUACGCUCACAACUAAGAUUCCUUUUAAGGAAGUAGUCGAAGCUAUUGAUCGCAAUGCCUUUAUCACCUCAGACAUGCCAAUCAUCAUAUCUAUUGAGAACCACUGUUCCUUACCCCAGCAACGAAAGAUGUCUGACAUUUUCAAGAAUACAUUUGGAGAAAAACUGGUAACUAAAUUUUUAUUUGAGAGUGACUUUUCUGAUGACCCAAUGCUACCUUCUCCCCAUCAACUGAGAAGAAAGGUUUUGCUUAAAAACAAAAAGCUCAAAGCUCACCAAACUCCAGUAGAUAUAUUAAAACAGAAGGCUCAUCAGCUGGCGUACAUGCAAGCUCAGGCAAGCAAUGGUGGUAAUGUGGCGAACCUCUCCACUACUAAUGAAGAAGAGGAGGAUGAAGAAGAUGAAUAUGACUAUGACUAUGAGUCUCUGUCUGAUGCUGAUGUCCUUAAUGCUUCUCCUGCUCCUAACAGCCAGGAAGAUAACAUUCUGGAAGACAGACCAGAGAAUAAGUUAACCGUCGAUAAGCUUCAAUUUGAAUACAGUGAAGAAACUGCCAAAAGAAUAAAGAAGACGGAUAGCGCUGCAUACAACAGUAAAGGAAAGGUUUAUGACAUGGAACUAGGUGAAGAAUUUUACCUUUCUCAAAAUAAAAAAGAAAGUCGACAAAUAGCACCAGAAUUGUCAGAUCUUGUCAUCUACUGUCAAGCUGUGAAAUUUCCUGGUCUGUCAACUCUAAAUCCAUCUGGCUCGAGCAGAGGGAAGGAAAGAAAGAGCAGGAAGUCCAUAUUUGGCAACAAUCCUGGAAGGCUGAGCCCAGGGGAGCCUGCAAUGCUUGCCAAAGCAUCUGGAAAAGGUGCCUUUGAUAGUGCGCGACAGACCUGGGAAGAAGCUUGUUCACCUGCAUUUAGCCCCACAACUUCUCUGAGCUCUAUAAUAAGGACACCUAGAUGUUACCAUAUCUCCUCUUUGAAUGAAAAUGCUGCCAAGCGCUUGUGCAGACGAUAUUCUCAGAAGUUAAUACAGCACACCACCUGCCAGCUUCUGAGGACAUACCCAGCUGCUACCCGCAUUGACUCAUCCAAUCCUCAUCCCCUUCUCUUCUGGCUCCAUGGGGUACAGCUAGUGGCAUUGAACUACCAAACUGAUGAUCUUCCCCUGCACUUAAAUGCAGCCAUGUUUGAAGCAAAUGGUGGCUGUGGGUAUGUUCUGAAAACACCCGUUUUAUGGGAUAAGAACUGCCCAAUGUAUCAACAUUUCUGUCCUUUGGAACGGGAUUUAGACAAUAUGGAACCAGCUAUUUAUUCAUUGACAAUUGUGUCUGGACAGAACGUUUGUCCUAGCAACAGCACAGGAAGCCCGUGCAUUGAAGUGGAUGUGCUUGGGAUGCCUCUGGAUAGCUGCCACUUCCGCACGAAGCCCAUCCAUCGCAAUACUCUCAAUCCAAUGUGGAAUGAACAGUUCCUUUUCCGGGUGCACUUUGAGGAUCUAGUAUUCCUUCGUUUUGCAGUUGUUGAAAACAAUAGUUCAGCUGUGAUGGCUCAAAGAAUUAUUCCACUGAAGGCUUUAAAAAGAGGGUACCGACAUCUCCAGCUACGGAGCUUACACAAUGAAGCACUAGAAAUCUCAAGUUUGUUUAUUAACAGUCGAAGAAUGGAAGAAAAUCCUUCUGGAAAUGUUGUGCCUGCUUCUUUGCGGUUCAGCACGACAGAGAGGAGAGCAGCUGCAGUGUACAAAGUAACCAUCCAUGGAGUUCCAGGUCCAGAACCUUUUACACUUUUUACUAUAAGGCACGGAACCACAGUGGCUCAGCUUCUGUACCAAGUUUUGGCUACUUCAAAAGGUAUUGGAAGGUAUCCUGCAGACUAUUUUUUGAUGGAAGAGAAAUGCUUUAUAUCUAAAGAAAGAAAUGAGUAUAGGAAGCCACCAUUCCAAAGAGUGCUCGGUCCCGAGGAAGAGCUUGUUCAGCUCUUGAACAGCUGGUUCCCAGAAGAAGGCUAUGUCGGAAGAAUUAUCUUUAAAACGCGGGAGGAAAACUUGAACAGGAGAAAUCUCUUUCAGGAGGAGAAAGACGAUACAAUUACUAGCUCUGAAGAGGACAGUUUCUUUGUUCAAGUUCACGAUGUUUCCCCAGAGCAACCUCGGACAGUCAUCAAAGCUCCUCGCUUCAGUACAGCCCAGGAUGUCAUCCAGCAGACUUUAUGCAAAGCCAAAUAUUCCUACAGUAUUCUCAGCAAUCCCAACCCCAGUGAUUAUGUCCUUUUGGAGGAAGUCACAAAAGAGCAAGCCAGCAAGAAGUCCUCGACACCCAAAACAUCUCAGAGGAUUCUUUCUGACCAAGAGUGUGUGUUUCAGGCUCAGAACAGGUGGAAGGGAGCUGGGAAAUUUAUCCUUAAACUUAAAGAACAAGUCCAAGCAGGCCGAGAUGAUAGAAGAAAAGGCAUUUCAUUUGCUAAUGAACUUAAGAAAUUAACAAAAUCAAGUAAGCAGUACAGGGGCUUUAUAACCCCGCCUUUACAAACUUCUUCAGAAGGUCUCCAAAGUAAAGAUGACAAGACUGCUUGCAGUUUGACUUUCAGUGACACUAUGGAAUAGCCUUCAGAGUUUUGUAUUCAGGGAAUUACAAAUACAAGACACAAAAAGCCACACUGAAGUGGAGAGAAGCAGAGAAAAUGAUGGAGAUGCGCCCACUUCUUCAGCCUCUUCUUUGAGCAGUCCUUCAUUUGUAACUGGAACAUGUUUAAAUAAGAGACAAAUGUUAAUGAGCUGGAGAAACUCAUAGCUGAGGCCCUGGUUCAGGCUUGGCUGCCAGUACAGGCGUAACUUAGAGGCUACCUGAAAUGAUAUGUGCCAGUUCUGUGAAUGGCGAAUGCAAAGUCAUGGGUUUGAGGCUUUGGAAGAAUGCAGAACUUAUUCCUUUUACCUUCAUAUUCACUACCUUUGGAUGGGAGGGUAAAGCAAGCACCUUAUGUUGUCCCUUGCAAAUAAAAACCUGCCCUUUUAGAACAAAAGAUUUUAAGUAAACACCUUAAGGGGAAAUGAAGGCUGUUCUGUGGUGUGUUACAUAGGAUGUAACACAGAGGAUGUUCUGUGGUGUGUUACAUAAAAAUAAUGCACUUUUAAAAGUUCCUUCUAAAUACACACUUUGUGAUUAUAGGCAGGUGUAGAUACAUUGAAACUCACAGAUGUCAGUAUGGUGAACAUAAACAGUUUGAUUUGUCUUCUAAAUAAUGUCAGUGUACAGUAGUCAGAAAACAUAUUUUACUGAUUAGGAACAACAUUUCUUCUUGCAGUGUUAGUGCAUCCUAGUUUUCCUGUUUAAAAAUAAUUAUUUAUUUUAAUAUUCCAAGGUAUGUGCCAUUGUAUAAUGUAUUUAUCAUGCCUUGAUUUACAGAAUUCUACGUAUCUUUACAGAAAAUUCCACUUAUCUUCUCUAAACUGAGAAAUAGGUGUUUAAUUUUAAUAAAAAGUACAUUCAGGAAACACAAUCUGUAUGUUAAUAUCUCAGUUGACCAAAAGUAAAAAUGUUUUGAGGGGGAAAAAUAACUACAAAGUUUUACUUCUGAGUUCUUAAUUUAACCCACCACCUCUCAUCAACAAUGUAGUGUCAAAGUACAAGGGUCUAGUUUGAAAAUAUUUUCACCAUUACUGUAAUUGAUAGACUUAUUUAAAGAAAAUACCCUCCCUUAAACUUAGAUAACAUAGUAUAUUAUUCAGUUUCAUUUUUGGUAUAAAUCUUGCCAUUUCAGUUUACAUAAAAAUACUUGUAAAGAGUUGUAUAUGUUUGCAAAAUCAUGGGCUUUUGAAGUUUUUUUGUCUGUGAGCACUGGCUGUAACUUUUCUUCUUUUUGUUAAUAUACUAUUAAAAGCAAUUUAACAUUACCCAUAUAAAGCACGCAAGAACUGAAAUGGUCACUGGUGUUGCCUUACUCUU
This is a messenger RNA of Elgaria multicarinata webbii, 8591 nucleotides long. It is a transcript of the gene PLCE1, whose product is annotated as phospholipase C epsilon 1. Gene Ontology annotation, biological process: small GTPase-mediated signal transduction; phosphatidylinositol-mediated signaling; lipid metabolic process. The transcript has 33 exons. Lineage: Eukaryota; Metazoa; Chordata; Lepidosauria; Squamata; Anguidae. The record is from RefSeq and is a predicted model, not a curated record. Bases 551 to 7252 code for a protein of 2233 amino acids. Gene Ontology annotation, molecular function: phosphatidylinositol-4,5-bisphosphate phospholipase C activity; guanyl-nucleotide exchange factor activity.